AUGGAAAACAUACUGGCGAACUUUCACCGAGAUCUGGGAGCAAUCAGCUCUGACAUUCAGGACCUUCAGGCAAGAUCUAUGGCCAUGAAUCAGCGGCUCCAAAACCGCCAAGCUGUGCGCUGUGAACUGAGCCAAUUUUUGUCGGACAUGAUCGUUCCGGACUCGUUAAUUCAACAUAUUCUGCUCACUCCGGUAACGGAGCAGGAUUUUAUUGAAAAUCUGCAUGAAUUAGAUCACAAGCUGAAUGUGCUUGCUAAUCGAGGUGUAACUAGUUACCCCUCCUGUCAAGAUGUUGGGUCGUUGUUAAAUAAACUAAAAAUCAAGGCUGUUACCAGGGUGCGAGAAUUUCUCAUGGAAAAAAUUAAAACGUUGCGUAAACCAAUGUCUAACUACCAGGUUCCCCAGGCCCAGCUACUUCGUUUUAGGUAUUUCUACGAGUUCCUUCUUCUACAUGAAAGUGAUGUGGCUGGAGAAGUUAGGUAUACUUACACAUCAACGAUGGGGAAGGUGUAUUUUGCUUAUUUUAAAACCUAUGCUUCGAAGCUGCUAAAGCUACAAGUUGAUAGUAACCAGGAAAAGGAUGAUCUUGUUGGCAAGAAGACAGAUGACCUUGCUAAUUGUGCUUCGAAUACUAGUACAGCGGGCGUACCUAACGUCCUUCAGUCUCCUUCGGUCGCUUUGAGUCAGGCAUCUUCACGUCCCGGUCAGUUCGGCCUCGGUGACCGAGCGGAGCGUUUGUUAACAAAAGAGGGCCUCCAAGCUGCCAUUCUUCUUCCUCAUGCCGCCUCUAAGAACGACGCCAAGCUAUCACUUGAAGAGAUUUUCAGGUCGAUAAAUUAUGCCCUUCUGGAUACUGCUUGCCGUGAGUACGUCUUCCUCGAUGACUUUUUCCUGCAUAGCUUCGGAUCGCCAGUUUCUAAAAGCAAUGAUGUAAAGACAAGCGCUCAGGCAACCACUUCCUUGUUUGAUCAGGUCUUCAAUCGAACAGUUGAUGCACUUGAAACAAGUGUAAUGCCUCAGCUGAUUCACGUUGGGCAAUUUGAUCUUCUUGGACUCUUACUUUGUGUUCAACUUGUUCACUCGAUGAUUCAUUUGACAAUCGAAAGAAGAGUUCGUGUUCUCGAUCGGUACUGGUUUGGCCAGCUCGACAUUUUGUGGGGUCGCGUUGUGGACCGAAUGGAGGCGCAUAUCGUGUCCUUGCGUGUCUUGGACACUACGCAAUUCACACAGGCCGCGGCUCUUCACUUGCGUAUUCAGAGAGGUGGUGGUAUAAGCGAAGCGGCAGCUGUGGUCAACUUAUCUCCACGCGCCUAUAGCCUCAUUCGCCCACAUCCAGUGGCGCGACGCUAUGCCGAAUUAGCCGCUAGCCUUCACACCAUCGGCAGUGCUCUGUCAGAAUCAGAGUCUUUUAAAGAGAGCGUUGUUGUGACAGAACAAACGGAAACUCGUGUUCUGGAUUCCAGAGUAUUGCAAGCCCUUUCUCGCAUGCACGCGGAGUUUGAGGCAGUGUGUUACCGCCUCGCCAAGGCCCUGCCCCGCAACCGUCUUCGACUUGUUUUUCUCAUCAACAAUUUCGAUCUGAUCAUCAGUGUCCUCUCAGAAAAAGGUGCUGGUAACUCUCCGGAGGUGAACCGAUGUCGGGAAGCUGUUGCAAUGCACACGACAGCCUACAUCGAUCAGGCGCUGCUCCCUUACUUUGGUAGCAUGAUCAGUUUCAUCCAAUCAGUGGAGAAACGACCUCCCAACGAGGUGCCUGAUAGAAGUGAAGAAGGUCGAGUUACUCACAUCGUUAAGGGAUUCAACAUUGAUUGGAAAAAUUCUAUUGAGAAAAUCAAUGGUGAAAUCAUGCUCGAGUUCGCUAAUUUCACUCUCGGAACUCAGGUUUUUCACGCACUUCUUUCACAGUUUGUUCAAGUGUAUCAUCGCUUCCACAAGGUUAUGACUCUUCCUCCAUAUAAAUCAAUGCCAGUGCGUAAUCAAUUGGUCAGCAUUCCGCAAAUCAUGAACGAGAUCAAAGGCUUCAAACCAACCUUUUAA
Messenger RNA from Mesocestoides corti, 2037 nucleotides. NCBI's taxonomy places the organism in Eukaryota, Metazoa, Platyhelminthes, Cestoda, Cyclophyllidea, Mesocestoididae. The record is from the annotation of a GenBank genome assembly.